Molecule: messenger RNA, 1426 nt
Organism: Helianthus annuus (common sunflower)
Lineage: Eukaryota; Viridiplantae; Streptophyta; Magnoliopsida; Asterales; Asteraceae
Product: OVARIAN TUMOR DOMAIN-containing deubiquitinating enzyme 4
Exons: 5
Coding region: 215-1108 (297 amino acids)
Biological process (GO): protein deubiquitination; endoplasmic reticulum unfolded protein response
Cellular component (GO): cytosol; nucleus
Molecular function (GO): cysteine-type deubiquitinase activity
Source: RefSeq, a predicted model, not a curated record
GAUGAACACGUGAAUACCUCACCAACCACAACCUUGUGAGAACCACGUGCCAAACACCUUCACUACCUUCUUGACAACCGUAGAUAUUUCACGAUCAACGAACAAUACAACCCAAAAAUCAUCUCUUUCUCUACACACAACACCAACACCAAAACAUCUUCUACUAUAAACUCCUUAGCCGUCGAAAAUGCUAGCUUAACACCCCCUCCCCGUGAUGCUCACCGGUGUCAUUUCCUCACGUCCGAAACAUUAUCUUGUCGGUUCACAUCUCGCUCACUACGCCUUAGCGGCUCGUCAUCGUCACAUCCAAUCCGAUGCCAGUUUUUCGAUCAAACUACUUCUUCCGUACCAUUCUACAACUGCUACUGGAUUGAAUUACUCUGUUUCUGACGUGUCCGCAUCUGUAUGGCAUGCUAUUCUUCCGGCUGGAAAUAGCCGGGGAAAAUAUAACCUUAGACCGGUUGGUGAAGGCUCGUGGAACGUUGCUUGGGAUGUUCGUCCUGCGCGAUGGCUUCACCGGCCUUAUACGGCUUGGCUUUUGUUCGGUAUAUGCGCUUGCCUCGCUGCGCCGCCUUUAGAGGUUUAUGAUACCGGUUUGGAGCCUCUGGUUGUUGAUGAUAAUAAUAAAGUUAAUAAAAUUAAUGCCAGUUGUAUUGCUGCUGGUUCUGAAAAUUCCAUAAACUAUAAAAUAACAGGGGUUCCGGCAGAUGGGAGAUGUUUAUUUAGAGCGAUAGCGCAUAUGGUAUGCUUGAGAAAUGGAGAGGGGGCUCCUGAUGAGAAUCGACAGAAAGAACUUGCGGAUGAAUUAAGAGCUCAAGUUGUUGAUGAGCUCUUAACGCGACGAAAGGAGAUUGAAUGGUUUAUCGAGGAAGAUUUCGAUGCGUAUGUGAAAAUGAUUGAGAAACCUUAUGUAUGGGGAGGAGAACCCGAGUUGUUAAUGGCUUCUCAUGUCCUCAAGACCACAAUAUCGGUCUUCAUGCUAGAGGGAAGCACUCAAAAACUGUUGAACAUUGCAACAUAUGGUAAAGAGUAUGAACAGGAUGAGAAGAGUUCGAUAAAAGUUCUGUUUCAUGGGUAUGGUCAUUACGACAUAUUGGAAGACAUAUGACGUAUCAUAUAAUAGCCGCUUGCCAUACCCGAUAAACCAAAAGAAAAGCUAAGCGUGUUGCCUGCGCGCUUGCAGGCUUUGGCCCUUAUAAUUGGUUAUUUGCAUAGAUUUCUUUGCGUUUUUGUGUAGAUUCCUUUACAUUGGUCUCAUGUCAACAUUUCACUCAAUGGGUCAAGGGCGCGAUCAUGAUCGCGAUCGGGCUUUUGAAGGCAUUUUGUUAGCAAUUUUUGGUGUCUCUUUUAUGUUAAAGGUUAAAUGGUGACUUAAAAAUAGACCUUGAUUGAGCACAACUAAAAGGGAUUGUGCUUUUUUGUGGGA